AGCUACAGACUGGACUACAGGAAACAGGACCACAGUAAAAGCACUGCUGUGUUUAUGAUGGAGCAGAAAGUGGUUCUCAUUACUGGCUGCUCCUCGGGGAUCGGGCUCAGCCUGGCCGUCCACCUCGCAUCAGACCCAUCUAAGGCAUACAAAGUGUAUGCCACCAUGCGUAAUCUGGAUAAGAAGCAGCACUUGUUGGAGAGCGUGACUGGGCUGCAUAAAGACACCAUGGCCAUUCUGCAGAUGGACAUCACUGACCAACAAUCCAUACUUACCGCCCAAGGCAGCAUUACAGAAGGCAGAGUGGACAUACUGGUGUGUAAUGCAGGUGUAGGUUUAAUGGGCCCUCUAGAGGCUCAGUCUGAGGACACCAUGCGAGGAAUCCUGGAGGUAAACCUGCUGGGCACCAUCCGCACCAUUCAAACCUUCUUACCUGACAUGAAGAAGAGGAAACACGGACGAAUCCUGGUCACCGGCAGCAUGGGCGGACUGCAAGGUUUGCCCUUUAAUGAGGUGUACUGUGCCAGCAAGUUCGCAGUAGAGGGUGUCUGUGAGAGCCUGGCCAUCCUGCUACAACACUUCAACAUCCAUGUGAGUCUGAUAGAGUGUGGACCCGUCAACACAAACUUCCUGAGGAACCUGACCAAGACAGAGCUGAGUGACGAGUCAGUGGAGGUGGACACAGAUACGCGCAGACUGUAUGAGAUGUAUCUGCAGCACUGCCAGAAAAUGUUCCAGAACGCAGCGCAGGACACUGACGACAUCGUCCAGGUCUUCCUGGAGGUGAUCCAGUCACCUUGUCCACUCUUCAGGUACUACACUAACAGUGCACUGCUGCCUCUGAGCAGUCUCAAACUCAUGGCACUCGACGGCUCCCAGUACAUCAGAGCCAUGAGCAAGCUAAUCUUCUCAGUGGAGAAUGCAGAUACACUGAAAUAA
Messenger RNA from Colossoma macropomum (tambaqui), 939 nucleotides. RefSeq names its product hydroxysteroid (17-beta) dehydrogenase 1 (gene hsd17b1). The record is from RefSeq and is a predicted model, not a curated record. Gene Ontology annotation, molecular function: estradiol 17-beta-dehydrogenase [NAD(P)+] activity. Bases 55 to 939 code for a protein of 294 amino acids. The transcript has 7 exons. Gene Ontology annotation, cellular component: cytoplasm. NCBI's taxonomy places the organism in Eukaryota, Metazoa, Chordata, Actinopteri, Characiformes, Serrasalmidae. Gene Ontology annotation, biological process: estrogen biosynthetic process.